CUAGCCACUAAUGUUUAUUCACAAAAAAUGAUUCAUUAGUCAUUUGGCAACUCACUGACAGCUCAUUCUCAUUGGGCGUGUUUUAGGGUGCGUUCCGUCAUUGUACCCGUCAGACUUAAAAGACGCCUAGUCUCAGGUAACUUUACAGCAUAUGACUAUAAGCGUGAUUUAGUGUGAAAGUAAAAUGUAAGACGGUUUUAUUUCAUCUCUACCUGGUUGACAAUGACAGAUCGGCAUAACCUUAAAAAACAUAUUUGUUGCAUGUGGAUCUGAUUUUGUUUGAAUUUAUGAAUUUUUAUGAUACCUACCUCAAAAUACCUGUUAAGGAAGAACUAAUGAAUUGCAGUGAGGAUAUAAUAUAGAUAAUAUUAAUAAUGGCGAAAAAAAUAGAAGAGUUUCUGAGAAGUGAGGGUAACUUCAUAAUGGAUCUUCUUCAAACAGCAGGAGUACCAGACCGACGGCUUAAUGAUGAUGACGAAAAUGAUGAAGGAAAAGCUAAUGAAGAAAAUUCUUUCAAAAAAGCAUCAAGAGCAAGAUCUCUUCAAGAACUACAGGACAGGUUAGAAAGGGUUAAAGGCAAAAAGAAAAUGAAUUACAGAGAAAAAUUAGAGAAAAAGAAACUGAAAAACCAGUUGAAAAAGAAGACAAAAAAGAGUGAAAGACAUGCAAACCAUAAAUUGUCUAGAGCUGCAAAACUUUCAAGUGUUCUAGAGAAAUCAACUGAAAUGGAGAGUGAUACUAAAAAACCAGAUAAACCUGUUUAUAAUAAGGAUGAAAAAUUAGUAUUUUCCAAAUUUGAUUUUGCUGAAAUUGGAAAAAAGAAAAAAGUAAAGAAAGAAAAGGACCCUAAAAAGAUAUUAGAAAAUUUAGAAAAACAGAAUGAAAAAAUCAAUAAACUGAAAGAAAGUGGGGAAAUAGAAAAAGCAAUUGAAAUAAAAGAAAAGAAUGCAUGGAAAAAUGCUCUAGCAAAAGCUGAGGGACAAAAAAUAAAAGAUGAUCCAUUACUCUUGAAGAAGAGUGUUAAGAAGAAGGAACAAAAACAAAGAUCUAGUAAAAAGAAAUGGGAACAGAGGAUACAAGGAGUAGAGAAAGCUAAACAGGACAGACAACAGAAGAGGAAGGACAAUAUUCAGAAGAGGAAAAAAGAUAAGAAAACAACUAAGCUUAAGAAAGCAGCAAAGAGGGGUAAAAUCAUUCCAGGAUUUUAGUAAUGUUAUACAUAUUAAGUAAAAUAAAACAAGUGAUAAGAUUUUUCAGUUAUUUUUGAUAUGUAUAGUACACACAUUUUCAUGACUAGACAAAUUAUGAGAAAUUAUAUCCUAACAAAAAGA
Molecule: messenger RNA, 1331 nt
Organism: Acanthoscelides obtectus
Lineage: Eukaryota; Metazoa; Arthropoda; Insecta; Coleoptera; Chrysomelidae
Source: the annotation of a GenBank genome assembly